CGCGCGCACACGGGGCUUUGCGCAUCUGGUCGUCAUCAGCGGCAGCAGGCUCCUACCUCUCCUACGUGACUCCUCCGGAGCGCAGCCCUCUAAAGAGUUUGUCUUUUCCACGAAGUCGUGCGUCCGGACCUCUCCGGGGUUCGGUUCUGCUGGAGGAACCCGAGUCUGCGCUUGGCCUUACAUUUUUGGUGCACCGCUGGAUGGAUUGGCUGUGAGGGCUUUUGUUCGGAAAGCUGCAGAAAGUCGUCGAGAGGGGAACGCAAAGUUUGGAUGUUCUGCUCGAGCUCGCGCCUGGCUUUCUUCUGGGGACGCCGCCUGCGCGCUCUGCACGCGCGGAUUUACGCGCGGUCGCCUGUGGUUCCUCGCUUCUCUCUUCUCGCCGCCGCGUAGUUUUCCGCCCUUGCGUCAUGACUUCUAGCUAUGCGCAUGUAAUGGACAGGCAAGUCACAAUAACGAACCGCCUGGAAAGCCCCAUCACGUCGAAUAACCUGGACAACCUGCAGGCUAAGAAGAACUUCUCGGUCAGCCACCUGUUGGACCUGGAGGAGGCUGGAGAGAUGGUCGGCACGCAGGCUGACGAGAGCGUCGGGGAGGCCGGCAGGAGUAUGCUGGAGUCGCCAGGACUGACCAGCGGGAGCGACACCACCCAGCAGGAGAAUGAGCAGAUGAACACAGAGGAGAAGAAGAAGAGGAAGCAGCGCAGGAACCGCACCACCUUCAACAGCAGCCAGCUCCAGGCCCUGGAAAGGGUGUUUGAAAGGACGCACUACCCCGAUGCGUUUGUCAGGGAGGACCUGGCCCGUCGGGUCAACCUCACGGAAGCCAGAGUCCAGGUUUGGUUCCAGAACCGAAGAGCCAAGUUCCGCAGAAACGAGAGAGCCAUGCUGGCCAGCAAAAAUGCCUCCCUCCUCAAGUCUUACUCAGGAGAAGUGACGGCAGUGGAGCAGCCCAUCGUGCCGCGCCCUGCACCUCGCCAGAACGAUUACCUAUCCUGGGGCAGUGCUGCCCCUUACAGCUGGUAUCCCAUGCUGGAGGGGGGGCCGGCGCGAGUUCCACAGAAAAUGCUGCCCUCAGAGAACAAUGCCAUGGCCACCUACCCGCCUACCUGCUCCAACACCAACACAGCCCAGGGGAUGAACAUGGCCAACAGCAUCGCCAACCUGCGGCUCAAAGCCAAGGAGUACAGCUUGAACCAGGUGCCCACGGUCAACUGAGAGUCCCCCACGCCCAAACCAAAGCAGCCUCGAUGGCAUACCAACAUCAGAGGUUUGGAGGGUUGCUGAUGGCAGGAUUUUGUGACUUUCCUCUCUUCCUGAGCUGAUUUCCUGCUCAUCCCAAAGAGGCAUGGAUGCUGCAGCCGAAUGUCGUCUUGAUUGUGAUCGUGACUGUAACCAAGGAUGAUCUCCAGUCUCAAGACUUUUUUUUCUAAAUGGAGACUCCCACACAUGGAAUAACCUCCUUGUCCUUUCUUCUGGGGUUUGGAUGGAGAUAUGCACCACAAGUGGGAUCAACCUGUCUUUAUUUUUUUUUUGUAAAAGAAAAUAUCCAGCAGACUUUGUCUGACAUUUAAUCCAAUUUUUUUAAAUAGUUUUUUUUCACCCCCUCAUUUCUUUCCAUGUUAUACCACUGAGAAGCAACACAUUUUGAUGUUCAUGUUAUAGUCCAGUAUAAAAGAAGAAGCUAAUGUAUUUCUGAAUCCAGAACCAGUAGAUGAUUCCAUAUGAUAUCCUUUAUUUGUAACAGAACCUUGUAUGUUAAUAAAAUGCGAUUCAAGCAAAGCAGCAUUUCUACAUACUUAAGUUCCGGUUCUGUCCCCGAUUUAAAGCCCUAUUAUGUCUGAAGUAUGACUUCUCCAAUUCAUUUUAAGUUAAAUCAUGCUUCAGAAACCAUGAGAAAUAAACGUGUUUAUAGUCAGGACCAUUUGGAAAGCUUGGCACGCUCCAUAAAAGAGAGAUUUACGACCCGAGAAUAGAUUCUCCUUCAGAGAAACCUCAAGCCGCUCCUGCCUUGUGUGUGUGUGUGUGUGUGUGUGUGUAUGUGUGAGUGCGUGUGUGUUUUCCUUCCUCUGAUUGCUGAAAUUUCCAUCUUAAAAACAGGAUAUUUAUGAGGAGGGAAAUCCUCUCCUUAAUAUGGAGGACCCGCGGGCCUCAUUUAGCUCGGCGGCUGUCAUACAAGGUGUUUCUUCUCUGUGGCCCCUCGUAACCUCCACCAUCAACAAACAUAUGCCGGCUUUCUCCCUCCGAAACGACUCACACGGGCCGGAAAAGCACAGUUCAGGGAGAAGACGGCCAAUUAGGGGGCUGCUUUUAUCACAGGUUUAUAUUUACAAGCCUUUCAUACCAAAAAGAAAACCUCUUAAAAAAAAACACUUUGUUCCACCCCCACUGACAUCAAUAAAGAUAUAUUAUAUGGAGAACUAAAAAUGAUAUAUUUAAAAUACAAACUGAUUUUUUUUAUUCCAUUAAGAGCCCGCUAAUUCAAAGAAUUGACAAGAAAAUGUAAAUUUUUAAAAAGGUGUUUAUUUUAAACACUUUUAUGCACUCCACAAUUAAACAUUUGCAUAAUUUAUUUUUUAUAAGAAAUAGAAAAUAUCAAUUAUGAUGCAUUUGGGGAUUUAGUAGGUUUUUGUUUAUUUUAGUUUCAAUGUUAAAUAUAUUAAAGAUGUUAAAAUAUUGACCUUAUUUACCAAGAGUCUCAAAUUUGGUCAGAAAAGUUUUAACAUGCUGUAAUUGCAAUGUAAAUAAUUAAUUAUAAAAGAAUGUAGUCUUUUUUUCAAUACAGCAAGUAGUCAUUUUAAUUUUAAAAGUAUAUAGAUGAGUUAUUCUCACCAUAAUUCUUUUAAACUAAGCUACACAUUUUCCCGCCAAAAGGGUUUUUGAGAUUUCAAGGAGGCAGCCAUUUUGAAAUGAGCAGGAAAAGCCCUUCCACUGCCCCUAGUGGAAUCAUGAUGAACUACAGGGCAGAAAACGUGGACAAAGUUAAAUCCAAUCAGGUUUUUAAGAACAGGCUAUAAGAAUAAUAAACGUUUGCACAAUAUCAAGAGCAUUACUAACAUUUUUGAAGUUAUUAUUAUUAAAUUAGAUUAGCUUUUCAAUCAAAAAAAUGGUAUAAGUUCAAAAAUAAAUAAGAAACUGUAGUUGAUGUGAGUGUAUGAGGUUAUCAAGACAAUUGCAGAGCAAAGUCACCCUUUAUUGAUUAGGGGAAAAAGGUAAAAAUAGUGAAAGUAAUAAGUCGAAACCACACUAAAAAUGAUGGCAAGUUAAAAAAAGUCACAAGAAAGAAGAAGUGGAUAAAUUAAAAUGCAUUAAGCUGACCUUAAUUCAAAAAGUGUUAGAAACAAAAUUAAAAUUAAAAUGAAAAAAGAAGAAAUGGCCACUAAAAAGAGCAAAAAAGGGACUUUUAAUCAGGUAAUCUUUCUGAUAAACGAUUUAGAUUUAGUUUCCUUAAAUCUAAUGGAGCUUUGUCUGCAUUAAUGAUGAUUGAUGUCAAUUGUUAUUUUAUCAUCAAGUCCAGAGAAAUGGAAUCUAGUUGAUCACUGAUCUGGUCCGCUCUGCCUCCUGCAGCACUGGCCUGUGCAGUCUGUGGCUUUUUCUGGUUUCAAACGCUUCACUGCAGUUUUUAGAUGCUCGACUUUUUCCCUUUUUCAGGACUUUUAUCUGACAUUUGGAGCUAAUUUAGGAGAUUUACAUCUUAUGCGUCCAACAUGUGAUCCUCUCAUUAAACUCAGCUCUGUGGGAAUCCUUGUGAAGCAGCUCAGGGGGGUUUGGCUUUGUGUAUGAAAGCGGGAAAAGUUUUGGGCAGCAGGUUUAGUGAAGCAAUUUUUUUUUUCAAAGUGCGAGACCUUUUUGGUGCAUUAUUGGCCUUUUCAUGAAAUGAUCUCUCUGCAGAUGUGCCUCUGAGCGAGGUGGGGGUGCGUUUUCACAGAGGUUGGGGGGUUCCAGUGCGACUUCAGUGACUUUUUCCCAACUUAAAUCCACAUUUAAGGAACAUUUCUGCUUUCUUUUCUGCUGUUUGCUUUUGUGCUGCUGGUUGUUUUCCUGAUCGUUGAUCCCUGACUAUGGUAUGUCCAGUGUCAGAGCCCCCACCCCCCUUUGAGUUCUCCCCUGCCAGGCGCCCGGGCUCACCUUUCACGGCCAGAGCCCGGGCUGACCUGAAGUGAUUCCAGAUGUGGAGAUCUUUUCUGCCCCCCUCCUUCCCCUUCUCCUCCACCCAAGCCUUUUACUCCCGUCCUCCUCCUCUUUUUGCCCCUAGGCCGUGGCCAGCCACUCCAUCAGGGCUGACAGCGUCCCUUUGGACGGCGUCUCUCCUCGCCUGAGCACAUGACAUACAAGGCACCCCCCCCCCCUCCAAGCCUUCACCCACGCCCGCCAGCCCCCAUCCUCAGCAACACAUCUGGAGCUCAUUACAAAGGAGACAGUACAAGUGAGGGAGGGGUGAGGAGUCUGUAGGAGAGCGCCUCCUUUAACCCCUUCAACCAUCCACCUUCUCCUUCCCUUCAUCCUCAUAGCCUGGCACCCAUCCCUGCUUCACCAAACCCCCCACCACCACCACCACCACCUCCACCCGCCUGCAGCGGCCCUCGUCCUGCCGCCGGUACCGCAUGAUAACAAACGCUUCAUUAAUGAGCGCUUUUGGAAACAGAAAAACAGAAACUCCACAGCUGUUAACAGUGUGCGGUUGAAACCAGCAGCAGUUUCCACGCAGGCAGUUGAACCAGAGGCUGCGCAGUUUGUGCGACUGACUCACCGUGAUUACACACACACACAAACACACGCACACACAUACAGGGUCGGAUCGUAAAAGAAACAUAAUUAGCGAGGAGCUGCCAUCUGAAGGUCACAGUUGAUGACCAUACUUCACUGCCAAUCGCCAGCAUGUGCUUGUUUUUCUUUUCUUCAGGGACUGACAGAUCCUGGCUGCUUUUCCUCCCAAAAAUGUGCUUCUUCUGACAUUCUCCGAGUCCUGUUGUUCCAUAGGAAGUCAUAAAACCCCCCCUUCCCUUAAUUAGAAGCACUUUUUGUUUUGUUAUGAUGACUCUGCAGGAAACUUUUAGUCACUGGCAUCCGAGAAGAACUGGUGCAAAGUGCAGAGGCGCCUGAUUCAUCAGAGAGGCUGACGUUGAUCACUUUCUUUAAAUGGUGACCUCUUUUAAGUUGUCGACUGUCAAGUAUUUGAGGAAGACUUUUAUUACCUUUCAUGACUUUGGUGGCAGCCAGCACCUGUCCCAUUUGAGGUGCUACUGUUAUCGGACAGAGAACCUGUUUGUUCUGCCUCGGGUCAGAGGUGGAAAAAAAUCCUUGGUGUGGGUCAGCAUCCAGCUCAGUAGGAGGCAUUUGUGUGUUUGGGUGUAAAUGAGCAAAAUCUUGGUCACUCUCACAGUGAGAAUACCAGGGUAUUCUCACUGUGAGAGUGCUAACCACUACACCACCAUGGUUCAUAAUUUCAAUAAUUACGCUGGAAGUUAAUUUAUAAACAUUAAACGUUAAUUCCCGUUUUUAAAAAAACAAAGAAAAAAAAUCAACCAACAUGAUGGUGAAGCUAUCUCUUCUGGAAACUGUUUGGCUUUUCAGUUCCACCUUUUUUGCUUUGAUUUCCAAAAUAAAAUAAUUUAAUUCGGGGACGUCAUUUUUGUCCAAGAUGGUGAAAACGGUUUAGCUGAAAAAGUGACUUAAAAAAAAGUCUAAAACAAACCGAAAGGAUCAUCUAUACCUGGGGCCCGCAACCUUUGAAACUUAGAAGCCAUUUGGGUUGAUUUCUCACUGAAAGGAGCCACAAAGUCUGACUUCACUCUUUAGAAAAAUAAAACACUGACUUGUAUUUCUGUAAUUGUUACUAUAAUGAUAAAUGAACAAUUGGUUGUUCUUUUUUUGACAUAUAUAAAACAUAAAUAAAAAGAGAAUAUAGUCUUUUUUCAAGAUACAAAAUAGUUCCUAGCUUUAAACAGACUUCCUUUCAAAAUAAAAGACAUCUUAUACCACAUACAGUAGGAUCAUCUCAAUGCAGAAAAUAUAGUGGGCAGUGUAACGAAAAAAAUUAUAGUUAUACACACUAAAUUUUACAGAGCUCAUAUAGUGACCCUUACUGUAUUGCUUAACCAUAUCUUAUAAUAGACAUUGUACCCUUAUAAUCAAUUGCACCUAAAGUAUGAAUUCUUGUCAACCUCCAGUUGAUUUUCUGUGGUAAACAGGGCUCAAAAACCAGUCUCAAUGUUUUACUACGACUUUGAAGGAUUGAUGGAUUGUUGAUGCAUUAUGGGUACUGUGGUCAGGCGCCUGGUAGAGUGAUCCAAGAGGACCUGGUUGCAGAGAACACGGCGCCCCUAUAUUAGCCACGACUGGAAGUUCGGUCAAGGUUAGGGUUAUGAGACUCUAUUUUUGUCCAAAAACCCUAAUUGAACUGGAAACCCUGAUAGUUACAUUUUUUUUUUCUUUCAGCUUCUGCUUUGCUUUGACCGUAACUCCUCCUGCGAUCAAUGUGAAUCAACUUAUUCUGUUGUGGAGAAAGCGGCUUUGAGUGAAAAAGUUAUGGCUGUUAAAAGAAUAUGUAACAGUCUUAGAAAUUGUUAAACACUUUUGUUCAAAUCCUUUUUGAAAGGAAUAAACUGUUUUCGUUUUU
Molecule: messenger RNA, 6615 nt
Organism: Oryzias latipes (Japanese medaka)
Lineage: Eukaryota; Metazoa; Chordata; Actinopteri; Beloniformes; Adrianichthyidae
Gene: prrx1b
Product: paired related homeobox 1b
Biological process (GO): regulation of transcription by RNA polymerase II
Cellular component (GO): nucleus
Molecular function (GO): DNA-binding transcription factor activity, RNA polymerase II-specific; RNA polymerase II cis-regulatory region sequence-specific DNA binding
Source: RefSeq, a predicted model, not a curated record